Molecule: messenger RNA, 3093 nt
Organism: Stereum hirsutum FP-91666 SS1
Lineage: Eukaryota; Fungi; Basidiomycota; Agaricomycetes; Russulales; Stereaceae
Product: galactose oxidase
Exons: 6
Coding region: 288-2003 (571 amino acids)
Molecular function (GO): protein binding
Source: RefSeq, a predicted model, not a curated record
CCGGGCCCGCGUCCUCCGUAUCUACACCUUCGUCUUCGCCUUCUAUAUCGAGCAAGGCGCCCUCUGUGUCUGCGACGACGACGAGUACAUCGUAUUUCAACGGCGCUCAUCACCACAAUCAUAAUCAGAACCAGAACCAGACCUAUAAUCAACAUCACGGCCAUAAUCAACACCACCAUAAUCCGUCGACCAUCUCUACCUCCACGUCUACGUUGAACACGAACACGAGCACGACGUCGCUCAAAAUCCCAAACUCGCCGCUUAUAAGAACUCCGAUCGGACCACGCAUGCCUUCCAACCCCGGCUCAUCGCGCAAAUCGCAAGGAUCGACCACGAGCGAGACAUCGACGCCUUCUUCCGCGAACGUUCCUUUACCUUCAUCCCAAGGCCAGGGCCAAGGGGGGAAUCAGGGGAAUCAGACGAUGCAUUCGGACGUGUCGAGUGUGAGGAGGUUGGCGGCUACGAAUGCGAGCUCGUCGUCACUUGGGCCUGGGAGCUCGCAUAUGUCGCAUGCUAGUUCUGGUGGUGGUUCGGGUGGACAUAGGGACGGAAGGGAUGGAAGGGACGGAAGGGACGGAAGGGAUGGAAGGGAUGGGAGAGAGAAAGGGGACAGAGAAGUCCAUUCGACAGCGUCCAGCUCGAACCUCAAAGCCUCCUCCUCCUCCAUCUCCGCCUCCUCCACCCUCGCCCCUCCCACCUCCUCCACCCCCGCCCCCAAAGACCCCACCACCUCCUCCAAAGACCCCUCUUCCUCUUCCAGCCCUAAAGACUCCAAGUCCACUCCCGCAACAGACCCCCCACCCCGCCUCCGCCUCAUCCCACACCUCUCCGGCCUGCGCGACGCCGACCCCGCGCCCGCGACUGUGAUGUAUUGGAGCAAGGCGCCGGUGUGGGGCGCGCUGCCGAGCCAUAAUAUGAGGGCGCAUAGUGUGAGCCUUGUGGAUCAUACGGCGUGGUUGUUUGGGGGGUGCGAUGAUAAGGGGUGUUGGAAGGAUGUGUGGUGUUUUAAUACUGAAACCUUCCACUGGACCCACCCCGAAACGACAGGCGAAGUUCCCCCGCCUUGUCGCGCACACACGGCGACGCCGCUCGAUUCGCGGAAGUUACUCAUCUUUGGAGGUGGGGAGGGGCCGAAUUAUUACAAUCAGGUUUACAUCCUCGAUACCGUCCUCCGCCGCUGGUCAAAACCGACGAUCAUAGACGAAGACAAACCCAACGGCGUCCCGCCCCCGAGGCGCGCACACACCGUCGUGCAGUACAAAGGCCGUCUGUGGGUCUUCGGAGGCGGGAACGGCAUGAUGGCGUUGAAUGACGUGUGGACGUUGGACGUUUCGGGAGCUUAUGGGUCGUCGUCGUCGUCAUCUUCCGCUCCCGGUGGAGGGAAUGCGGACGGUCGGAUGGGAAGUGCUGGAGGAUAUGGUGGUGGCGGCGGUGGCGGUGGCGGUGGUGGUGGUGGUGGUGGAGGACAGGGAGGGCAGGGAGGACAAGGACAGGGAGCACUGGAUAGGCUGAAGUGGGAGUGUGUGCAGAUCGAGGGGAAGAAGAAGCCAGGGCCGAGGGGCUAUCAUACGGCGAAUCUGGUGGGGAAUGUGAUGAUCGUGAUGGGCGGGAGCGAUGGGCGGGAGUGUUUUUCGGAUAUUUGGUGUUUGGAUUUGGACACACGCAUAUGGACCCAAAUCAAGCCAGACACCUCACAUCGGAGGCUCUCGCACGCCGUGACCCAGGUCGGGUCGUACCUGUUCAUCACGGGCGGACAUGAUGGGAACGAGUAUACGAGCGAGCUGUUGAUGUUCAACCUUGUCUCGCUCCAAUUCGAACCCCGAAGGACACUCGGCCGUCCGCCCUCGCCGCGCGGGUACCACGUCUCGCUCCUCGCCGACAGUCGCAUCUUUGUCUUUGGAGGGUUUAAUGGACAUGAUGUGUAUGACGACGUGCAUAUACUCGAGUUGGCGGCGGCGGCGUAUUUGCCGCAGGUUACGAGCUUUAGGAUCGAGGCUACGUAGGUUGGAAGAUGGGGAGGACGGAGGGAUAAGGGAGGAGGGUGAGGGGGUAGGAGGACGUGUAAGGAUGCACGGUAGGGGGAUGCAGCGAGGUGGGAGCGAUUGGGUGGGUAUGAAGAGGCGGUACUUCACUACUCGAAGUAUGCACGGCGAUCGAGUGGUUCCGACAUCCAUCCUAGGACAUCACAUCGUGCGGACCGCGAAGUGAUUGGAAUGGUGCGGUACGAGGAUAUGUUUCUCGAUGGGAUGGGCGCCAUUACACCUCGAUAGGUCCGCCGCGGAUGGGGAGAGCCGGCUUUUAGGAGAAAAAGGUGGGGGGAAGGUGGAUGCCUCUAUGCCAAUAAUAUGCGCGGCGACUGCUCGCUGCUUCGUUAUGGCCGAUUAAGUAUCUAUGACUCGGUUCGUCUGCCAGGAUUUCCUGAUUCCGAUCUCGAUUUCUGUUCCUGCUUUUUAUCUGGAUCUGGAUCGCUAUUUUUUUCUUUCUGACUGAUUUCUUUCUCUCCUCCUUGCAUGUGUGUCGUAUAUGCAUACAUAUCUAAUUAUUACCCUUCGUGUUGCAUUCCUUUUACAUUCUCAUCCUCUCUCGUCCUCGUUUGACUGCGUCUGCUCGAGCUCUCUGAUCAAUUCCAUCGAUUUUCUGAAUCACCACAUUCGGCGUUCGCCUUCAUCUCACUCCGCCUUUCCUUUCCUUUCCUUUCCUCCUCAUCCUUCAUCACUACUUUCUGAUUCAUCCACGAGUUGUGCGGUUCGUUUCAUCUGAUUUAUGGUUCCUUUUUUCCAUCCAUCUCUCUCUCUCUCUCUCCGACUCCGACUCUUGACUCUUGACUCCGACUACUUAUGCUCCCAACACCCCAACCCGUCUAUGAUUCCCUCUCAUCUCAUUUCAUCUCGUCUCAUCUCGUCUCUCAUCUAUCUCGGCUGUCUCCUCCCACACACGUUCACUGGCACCCUCCGUGUCAAUGUGAAUACUCCGCGUAUGCGUAUGCGUAUGGCUGUGGGUGGGUGGAUGAGGAUGGAGAGACUCUCACACUCACGCUCGCUAUUAUCCCUUACUUCUCACCUCUUACUUCUUACUUCUUGCGUUUGACUUCUU